This is a messenger RNA of Umbelopsis ramanniana AG, 1261 nucleotides long. RefSeq lists its product as uncharacterized. Gene Ontology annotation, molecular function: protein binding. Lineage: Eukaryota; Fungi; Mucoromycota; Umbelopsidomycetes; Umbelopsidales; Umbelopsidaceae. The coding region runs from base 203 to 1144 and encodes 313 amino acids. The transcript is spliced from 2 exons. The record is from RefSeq and is a predicted model, not a curated record.
GUGACAUGGUUGGCAAAAUAAAAAAUAGGUUGCUCACAAAAAUGAUUUUCCGGCCCACACGCCCAAUGUUACACGGCAGUAACACAAGCAAUAAGAAAUCCUUUAGCGUCGAUUUCAUAUUCCCCUUUUUUCUUGCGUUUCUUUUCUGUUACCUCUUUUUGCUCCGGCUCCCUUUCCAUUCCUUCAUUCGAAAUUGCACAAGAUGGCUACUAUAGCGCUGGUUAGCUUGUGUAUCGCCUCCGUCAUAGACGCGUCUUCCGAUUUCAGACCCGUUGAAGAUUACCAAAAGAUGAACAAGCGUGCUGAAUCAACGACCAAAGAGGCUGAAAAGACUACUACUAAGAAGACCACAGCCAAGGCCACCACCACCAAAAAAACAACCACUACCAAAAAAACCACGACAACCAAAAAGGCUACAACAACUGUAAAGGCAUCCAGCGUUGCAGCAUCGACCGCUGUUGCCUCACAAUCGCUUCCGGGCGGCAUUGUCAUACCUACAACUACAGCUGGUAGUGCCACAGGGACCGAUGUGGCCUCACCAUCCCCUAGUAUCAGCCCUGAUGCCUCGGCCAGCUCAGGUUUAUCGGGUGGAGCUAUUGGUGGAAUUAUCGGUGGAGUCGCUGUAGCUGCUAUUGGUGUGGGUGCCUUCGCUUUCAUUCGAAACAAGCGUAGAAAUAAGCCUACAACUCCCAACUACAGACGGUCUAUGCGACAGAGCAUGGCUGAUCCUUUCUCUAUGGGUUUUGUGGCUCCCAACAAACCUCAACCCAUGCCAAUGCAAGAUAAUCCCUUCCCACCUGCCGCUCCCUAUGAGCGCUUGGAGGAACCAAAGUCAUUGGGUGUCUACAAUGUCGUCUCUACCUACACGCCCACUCUAGGCGACGAAAUUGAUAUACGAUCUGGUGAUCGCAUUCGUGUUCUCGUAGAGUACGAUGAUGGCUGGAUGCUUGGUGAAAAUAUAUCUAAUGGAGAUGCAAAGGGUGUUUUCCCUCGUCACUGCAUAGAUUAUCCCGGAAACGAUACCUACGUCCAACCCGCUUACACUGCCCAAGAUCAAAAUCGACCGGAUUCCAUGCUCCAUGUAGCCGAUAACCGACGCAGCAAACGUAUCAGUUCACUCUACUCUGCAAACGAUAUGAAAUAAGAGAUGGCCUCUGGUUCUCUCAUUUAUCCUUCUAUAUACUCCUUCAUUAUUCACCUACUAUCGUGCUCUUAGUGGCAGUGAUUUUUCUCCCUCCGCAUUUAGCGAACCCACUCUCCC